Molecule: messenger RNA, 1579 nt
Organism: Myxocyprinus asiaticus (Chinese sucker)
Lineage: Eukaryota; Metazoa; Chordata; Actinopteri; Cypriniformes; Catostomidae
Gene: tmem240b
Product: transmembrane protein 240b
Exons: 4
Coding region: 623-1138 (171 amino acids)
Source: RefSeq, a predicted model, not a curated record
UUUAAACAACCAAAAACAAAUCGUGGUACUAUAGUACAUUCUCAAAAACCAUUGCACUACCAUAUAAAUGGUACUUUUACUCAUUUAUUAUUUCGGUAUUUUUGUAAAUACCGUACCGUGGUAUGACCGUGGUAUCAUCGGUUGUUUUUGUCCGCAUGUGUCUGUUAUUCCAGAUGAUCGUGACGCAGGAGUUUCUCAUCAAGCUAAUGGAUCUGAUGUGAUCUGAUCCAUUCAAACUCUCGCAGAAGAUCCGAUCACUAACAGAUCUGAACGCGCGCGCGCGUGUGUGUGUGUGUGUGUGUUCGCCGUUUCGCGUCUGUUUCGCGUUAUUGCGGCUGGAAACAAACAUCUGCUCAAAUCGAGCGAACGCGUGUUUUUCAGACAUGAUGUAGAAACAUCCGGUCCGCAGGUGAGACAUCUGAUGCUGCGCGCGACAGUCCAACACGAGCCGAUCUGUGCUGGACCUGCGAGGAAGAUCAUGAGGAUGGUGGUGGAGUGAAGAAGAUGGUGGAAUGAUCUAUGGACUAUUGUGAUGAAGAUGAUGUUUAUGCUCUGUGAUGUGAUGAAGAUAAUGGUGAAAUGAUCUUCUGUUUGUGAAUAUGAUCUCUGGGCUGUGAGGAAGAUGAUGUUUAUGGUGUCUGGAGCGGUUCUGGUGCUGGCCAUCGUGUGCAUGUCCGAUAUGAACGCACUUCUGGACCGAUUUCACAACUUCAUCCUACCGCGCAUGCGCGGACCCGAGCGCGUGUGUCACUGCACCUGUGGCAGACAUCAUGUGGAAUAUGUGAUCCCAUACGAGGGCUCCGUCUCGAGGGACUACAUCGGUUCCUCUGCUGGUUCCAGUGUGAGUAAACAGGAACUGGACCUGGUUCUGGGUCUGCUGAUGGGUUUCUGUAUCAGUUGGUUUCUGCUGUGGCUGGAUGGAGUACUUCACUGCGCUCUGAGGAUCUGGAGAUCCAGCAGACAUAACAGUGCAGAUGGCGAGUUGUGGCGCUCGUGGCGUUGGGUCUCUCGUGUGUGUAACAUCAGAGAGCUGCGCAGACGUCUGCAAACGCGCCGGACGGAAGACUCUGGGAAUAAUGUGAUCCACGUCAAACAGAAGCUUUACCACAACGGCCACCCGAGUCCACGGCGACUCUGACACUCACAGAGCGGGUUCUAAAUACAGCAGCCGAUCACGGACUUCAUUUUGACUCUCGCAUCCAGCAAGUUUUUAUUGUUUGUAGUUUAAAAUCGGACGCUGCACUCUUCUGCUGGAUUCUCUUUGACGAUUCUGUUUUUUGCUUGCUGUGUGUUUUUCACAGGUUUUGUGAGUGUUCGUUUUGUAGGGAUUACACAUCAUGGGAGUAUUUGCAUUUUUUAGAUGAAUAUAUGUGUUCCGGGUAACAGUGUCUGUUUUAAAAACACAGCAUGCUGGUAAUGUUUAGUAAAAAGAUUUAGUUUGAGGUCAGAUGUAUUUUUGAGGAUUUUGAUGUUUAGAUGAUGUUUUGAGAUCUUUUUGUGAUGUUUGAAGACUAGAGAUCUUCAUUCCGAGUCAAACUGCUGCUGUAAAUUGUGUUUGUGUUACAUUAAAGUGACUCGU